Molecule: messenger RNA, 3466 nt
Organism: Monodelphis domestica (gray short-tailed opossum)
Lineage: Eukaryota; Metazoa; Chordata; Mammalia; Didelphimorphia; Didelphidae
Gene: KCNV1
Product: potassium voltage-gated channel modifier subfamily V member 1
Biological process (GO): potassium ion transmembrane transport; protein homooligomerization; action potential
Cellular component (GO): membrane; voltage-gated potassium channel complex
Molecular function (GO): voltage-gated potassium channel activity; protein binding
Source: RefSeq, a predicted model, not a curated record
CUUUUAGCUCCCUCCUCUUUCCACACCUCCCCCUUCCUCUCCUGUUCACUUUUCACAGCCUGCUCUCAGUGCUAGAAGGCUGGGUGACUACAGAGCAGGGCUCUACUGAACAGCACUGUCAAAAGCUAGGCUGGAGGCGGUAAAGCUCCCAGAGCAACUGGAAGGCGGGGAGGUAGGCAGGAGAAGCUUCAGGGUAAAGGCUCCAUUUAUCGCAAGUCCCUGUGCCACGCCUCCUUGGUCAGCAAAGUCUUUGCCCGGGUACACUCUCCUUAUGACAGGCGCGAAGAGGGACGAAUGAAGUCUCUGCAACAGCUCAGAGCAGCUUCCUCCAAAGCUGCAGCUGCUGUACCCAGCCCAGAUGUUCAGCAGAGCAGCAGCCCAGGAAAGCGCCGGAGCAGGUGGUAAGGAUGGAGGCGCCUGCCCGCUGCCGGUCCCACGCUGCUGGGGCGGCCAAUGAGACUCCUCUGAGCAGCGGCUCUCUGGUCUCCUUAGACUCUAGCGUCUUCUGCAGCGAGGGUGACGGAGAGCCCCUGGCCCUAGGGGACAGCUUCACGGUUAACGUGGGCGGCAGCCGCUUUGUCCUAUCCCAGCAAGCGUUGUCCUGUUUCCCGCACACGCGACUGGGCAAGCUGGCCGUGGUGGUGGCAUCUUGUCGCCACCCUGGCACCCUGGCAGCGGCAUCCAGCACCCUGGAACUCUGCGAUGACGCCAACCUAGUAGACAAUGAGUACUUCUUCGACAGGAGCUCACAAGCUUUUCGCUAUAUUCUACACUACUACCGAACUGGAAGGCUACAUGUCAUGGAGCAGCUGUGCGCUCUCUCCUUCCUGCAAGAGAUCCAGUACUGGGGAAUCGAUGAGCUAAGCAUAGACUCCUGCUGUAGGGACAGGUACUUGAAAAGAAAGGAGUUGAGUGAGACCUUAGAUUUCAAGGAUGAUACUGAAGAUCAGGAGAGUCAGCAAGAAAGUGACCAGGAUUUUUCUCAAGGGUUCUGCCCCACUUCCAGACAGAAGCUCUGGGACAUUCUUGAAAAACCAGGAUCUUCCACAGCUGCCAGGAUCUUUGGGAUCAUCUCCAUCAUUUUUGUGGUCGUGUCCAUUGCCAACAUGGCCCUGAUGUCAGCUGAACCCAGCUGGCUGGACAUGGAGCUAUUGGAGGCCCUGGAGUACCUGUGCAUUACUUGGUUCACUGGAGAGUUUGCCCUGCGCUUGCUCUGUGUGAGGAAUAGGUGUGGCUUCUUGAGAAAGGUGGCAAACAUCAUUGACCUCCUGGCCAUCCUCCCCUUUUAUAUCACUCUAUUGGUGGAGAGCCUGAGUGAAAAUGAAACCACACAAGAGCUGGAAAAUGUGGGGCGCAUCGUGCAGGUUUUGAGACUACUCAGGGCUCUGCGCAUGCUAAAGCUGGGCAGACAUUCAACAGGCUUGAGAUCACUAGGAAUGACACUCACUCAGUGUUAUGAAGAGGUUGGCUUGCUGCUCCUAUUUCUCUCUGUGGGCAUUUCAAUAUUUUCCACCGUGGAAUAUUUUGCUGAGCAAAGCAUGCCAGGCACAACCUUCACAAGUGUGCCCUGUGCAUGGUGGUGGGCAACAACAUCCAUGACUACUGUAGGGUAUGGUGAUAUAAGGCCGGACACCACCACAGGCAAAAUUGUGGCCUUUGUUUGUAUUUUAUCAGGGAUACUGGUUUUGGCCUUGCCUAUUGCUAUUAUUAAUGACCGCUUUUCUGCCUGCUAUUUCACUCUGAAACUGAAAGAAGCAGCUAUUCGACAGCGUGAAGCCUUGAAGAAGUUGACAAAGAAUAUUGCCACUGACUCCUAUAUCAGCGUUAACUUGAGAGAUGUUUAUGCCCGAAGUAUUAUGGAAAUGCUCCGAUUGAAAGGCAGAGAAAGAGCAAGUACUAGAAGCAGUGGAGGAGAUGACUUUUGGUUUUAAAUCCACUUACAGUGUAUUUUUAAAAAGCUUGUAUGUAAUUGGCAAAGUUAAUGAAGCAUUGAUGUAUAUGUCUGCCAAUGUUAAGAUAAUUAUCUCAUAGCAUUUGCUGUUUUAAUUUUUGCAAAUAGUUUCCUUGGUAUGUCAGAGUAUGUCAUGUCACUAAAGGCAAAUAGAAAUUUUCAGGGUGACACUGAAGCUACUUUUUCACUUUGGGAUAUUAAAACCACCAAAGCAAUUGAUACAUCAAAGUAAAACCAUUCCAAUAACAUAGGUAUGGCAGGAUUUUAAUGUGUAGUGAUAAAACUAUGACAUGGAGAACAUUAAGGAAGUGAUUAUGCCUUCAAGCCCUAUUUAUAAAGGAAUGAUAAGAAAAAAAUUGAACACAGAAAGAGGAGUGAAAACUUACAUCUAUAUGUAAUACCAUUUUCUAUUCAAUUGCAUUACCCCAGGAAAGAAAUUAAUUUUGUUAAUUCACAAAAGACUAUUGCUACACUAGCAUGCUUGAGCCCUAAAUAGCCCAAUUAGCUUUUCACCAAGAAAAAGUUGGUUUUCUAUUUACAGACUGAUCCUCCAGCUUCACAAAAUGUCCAGUUAAUAACUGGCAUAGAUACUGAAUGAGGCAGGCAAAUGCCCUGGAUGAUUACUUUAAUACCACCAUCAUUACUUGGGGACUGAGGUUGGGGCAGAGGGCAGAUGACAUAGGGGCGACCAUGUGGAAAGCAGACUACUUAGAAUGCUUUAUGAAGGUUCAGUUGACAACUUUUCCAUGGAAUACUUUCAUCCUAGCUAAUUGGUUUGGUAACUCUAUGGGUUCACUAACAGUGAUGUAAUUACUAAGGCAAUUUGCUUGAUGGCAUCCCAAUUUAUACUCUAGAGGUGCCUGGUUGACCCUGAUUGCCUUCUAUUCAGUGAAUAUUUGAGGAUUACAUCAUGAGAAAAUUCAAAAUUCAAAAUUUCCAUUAUUAAAUUAUUACAAUCAGUAAAAAGGGUAUAUUUAAUUAACACCAGUAGUCUCAGUAGUCAUUUAUUUGUUCAUUUAUAUUCUAUACAUUUCUCUCAUUGUCCCAGGAAAUUUUCCAUCAAAGUUCUGAGGCUGACUGAAAGGCAAGAAAAGUCAAUCAUUUGUCUUGAGAAUAAAUAGUACUUUGUCUGCCUUAUUAUAGAAUUAAUUCCUAACACUCUCAAGUUAAAAGGCAGAAAAAUCAAUAAUAUAAAAUCCAUUGUUGUGGGGAUAGGGACUGGUCCUGUCAUUUGAUCAAUAUCUAGAAUUCCUAGAUGAGGAAGCUCUCUAUAUCACUGAAGUCACCACCUUCCUGUGAUUUUUUAUAGUCUUCGUUGCCUAGAGGACAGAGAGAUUAAGUUACUAGCCCUGAAUCAAAAAGGUAUGUUGGGUUAGAGACAGGACAUGAACCUAGGUCAGCUUUCUAACCACUGAGAUACCUGGAGAUAAGUGAGAUUUAUGGAUUUUGUGUGUAUGUGUGUGUUAUACCUAUUUAUUAAUCCUGAAUCCAAGGAAUAAAUUCUUACCCAGAAAA